GUUUCGAAGUCGAGAGCACAUCUACAUGAAACGCUCGCAGCUGGAUGCGGCGCGCGAGGAUGGCAUUAUCCUGAAUCUGCACGGCAGCUACAACACCACGCAUCACGAUGCGAGGAAGUAUUUCGAUGGACUUGAUUCGUUGAAUACCAGCGAUUUCGACACCUGCAACCGCUCCGUGGUUAGUUGGCUGCCUUCUGCCGAUGAGCUGGAGGACUACAUCAAUUGGACUGGCGACACGGAUGGAGUCACACAGGAUGCAGACGGAACCAACACGAUUUGGUGCCCCGACGGGCAUUUCUGGAUCGCACCGGCAUGCCGGCACAAUGUGACAAGCUGUAUUGCUACAGUCACCUUUUCGGGCUCCCUCCUGCUCUCCAUGAUGCAUUGGUCUGCUUUCCAUGGCUUGCCCUUGGCCCUGGGAAGCUACGUAGAUGUCUACGACUUCUUCGCGAAGAUGAAGGAGGGGAAAACACUGUUUUACUGGUGGGAGCCGGAGAACUACCGGUUCGACGUGGACAAGGUGCCUCUGCUCUUACCUAUGUAUAAUGCCAGCGAGUGGGCCAAGGAGAAGCGGAGGUUUGCUCUGGACAUUCGGAUGUUGGAGGAGCUGAACCAGCGCCUGGCUGAGGGCGGAAUCUCGCCCGGUGAUGGUCCCGGGGAAGGAACUGCCGUGAUCCAUCGCGCGGCCUGCGAUUGGGUGCGAUCCAGCGAGUCUUUGUGGAGGACAUGGAUUCCCACGACGUGCGACGCGGGGUCCGGUCUUGCUGAUGUAGGUGGUCAAUUCCUUCUCAGUCGUGGAGACGAUGCGGUCGGUUGCAGCGUAUGUUCGUCUGGUCGUUUCUCGGAGCCCCUUCUGGACAGCGAAGGCUUUACAUACCGCUGUGCCACGUGCCCCCCGGGCACUUCCCAGGAGUUUGCGAACCAAAUUAGCUGCAAUCACUGUGCCUUGGGUCGCGUAGCCAAUCAGGCGGGAGCCACGGAAUGCGACCUCUGUCCGCUGGGUACCUUUGCAGACCAGGAAGGCCGCGCGAUCUGCGACAGCUGUGGGGAUGACACCUGGACUACGAAGGAGCUGGUGGCAAGCGAUCAG
This is a messenger RNA of Symbiodinium sp. CCMP2456, 1090 nucleotides long. The record is from the annotation of a GenBank genome assembly. NCBI's taxonomy places the organism in Eukaryota, Dinophyceae, Suessiales, Symbiodiniaceae.